UGCUGAACUGGCGAUCGAACAAGUUGGUUAUUUUUCUCUUGCCGGCACUUUUUUUAUUCUGACUUUCUGCUUCCAUAUAAAGUUGGUGAAGGAUUCGGGUAAGCAGAUCGGAGUGAGCCAGAGCGAAAGAAUGACAAGCUUCGUAAAUAUACCAGAGGGAAGUGAUUUUCCACUCGAAAAUCUGCCAUAUGGCGUAUUCUCAACAAAGUCGAAUCUCCGCAAACGCAUUGGUGUAGCCAUCGGUCAACAUGUGCUCGAUCUUGCCGGCGUAGCGCAAUUUUAUCCACCUAAUGUGCAGGACGCACUCAACUCGGAUUCGUUGAAUUUGUUGAUGAGUCUAGGCCACUCAGCAUGGAAUGCAGUGCGUACGCGCACCCGCGAAUUGUUGCUUAAGGGUUCCGUGUUGGAGGAAAAUGCAGUACUUGCACAAAACGUCGUCAUUCCGCAAGCGGAGUGCGAACUGCAUUUACCCGCCAAUAUCGGAGACUACACUGAUUUCUAUUCAUCCAUUCACCAUGCCACCAAUGUGGGCAUAAUGUUCCGUGGCAAGGAAAACGCAUUGAUGCCGAAUUGGCGUUACCUUCCGGUUGGUUACCAUGGGCGAGCCAGCUCUGUCGUAGUGUCCGGUACACCGAUUCGACGACCAUUAGGACAAACUGUACCUGUAGAUGGCCAACCACCUGUGUUCGGUGCCUGCAAACUCUUGGACUUUGAGUUGGAAGUAGCCUUCUUUAUAGGUGGGCCAGGCAAUCAACUGGGCGAAAGAAUUUCAGCAGAAAGUGCUUGGAAGAAUGUGUUUGGUUUUACGUUAAUGAAUGAUUGGAGUGCGCGCGACAUACAGAAAUGGGAAUACGUGCCAUUGGGUCCGUUCACAGCCAAAAACUUAGGUACCACAAUAUCGCCAUGGGUUGUGCCUGUCGCUGCACUGGAACCCUUUUUGGUAGAUAACUUUCCGCAAGAACCAGAAGUUCUUCCUUAUCUGAAGCAUGAGCGUCCCUUCAACUUUGACAUAAAUUUAGAGGUUUCAUUGAAACCCGAAGGCGCUGCUGAGACGGUGAUCAGCAAAUCGAACUACAAAUAUUUGUACUGGACAGCGUUACAACAGAUUGCGCACCACACCGUCACUGGUUGUAAUGUGCGUCCGGGCGACUUGAUGGCAUCUGGUACAAUAAGCGGUGAGACAGAGGACUCAUACGGAUCGAUGUUGGAGCUAAGUUGGCGCGGCUCGAAGACAAUUAGUUUGAAUGGUGGCGCCACACGAAAAUUUCUGCAAGACGGAGACGAGCUCAUUAUUCGCGGCCACUGCGAACGAAAUGGUGUAAGGAUUGGAUUUGGUGAAUGCGCUGGAAAAGUCUUACCCGCCACUCCACUUUAAAGAGUAAAGCUUGUCUAUAAUUAAUGCUGUGCCUUAAUUAAUAGUAAAUAAUUUUUAA
This is a messenger RNA of Anastrepha obliqua, 1433 nucleotides long. RefSeq names its product fumarylacetoacetase (gene Faa). The transcript has 5 exons. Gene Ontology annotation, biological process: L-phenylalanine catabolic process; L-tyrosine catabolic process; homogentisate catabolic process. Bases 131 to 1375 code for a protein of 414 amino acids. Lineage: Eukaryota; Metazoa; Arthropoda; Insecta; Diptera; Tephritidae. Gene Ontology annotation, molecular function: fumarylacetoacetase activity. The record is from RefSeq and is a predicted model, not a curated record.